Lasiosphaeria miniovina is the source of this 1221-nucleotide messenger RNA. RefSeq lists its product as uncharacterized. NCBI's taxonomy places the organism in Eukaryota, Fungi, Ascomycota, Sordariomycetes, Sordariales, Lasiosphaeriaceae. The transcript is spliced from 3 exons. Gene Ontology annotation, biological process: proteolysis. Gene Ontology annotation, molecular function: metalloexopeptidase activity. Bases 1 to 1221 code for a protein of 406 amino acids. The record is from RefSeq and is a predicted model, not a curated record.
AUGAAGGUCUCGAGCGCGUCCCUGCUUGCCGUGCUGCUGCCUGCAGUCAGCGCCCGGUUCGUCGAGAAAGCCGAAGCAAGCCAGAGCCACGUCAGUCUGGACGGCGAGAGCUCCCAGAAGUACUGGAUCGAGCUCGCUCCCGGCGAGACAAGAUGGGUCACAGAGGAGGAGAAGUGGGAGCUGCGCCGAAAUGGCCAGCGCUUCUUCGACAUCACCGACCACCCCAAGCUCGGCAUGGCGGGCGGCAAGGCGGCGGCCAAGAAGGUCUUCAAGUUCCCCAAGAAGCCGACGCUGCAGGAUGAGGUCGCGCCGCUGCUGGCCAACCUGUCCAAGACGGAGAUGGAAGACCACCUCACCAAGUUCUCGUCGUUCCACACGCGCUACUACAAGUCCGACUACGGCCGGCAGUCGAGCGAGUGGCUGCUGGGGCAGAUCAAGAACAUCAUCAUCGCGGCGGGGGCCGAGGCGACGGUCAGCGCGCAGCACUUUGUGCACUCGUGGGGGCAGAACAGCAUCAUCGCGACCAUUCCGGGCAAGAGCAACUCGACCGUAGUGAUCGGGGCGCACCAGGACUCGAUCAACCUGUGGCUGCCCAGCAUCCUGGCGGCGCCGGGGGCCGACGACGACGGCAGCGGCACCGUGACCAUCCUCGAGGCCUUCCGCGUGCUGCUGCAGUCCCCGGACAUCGUCGAGGGCAAGCAGGAGAACACGCUCGAGUUCCACUGGUACAGCGCCGAGGAGGGCGGGCUGCUGGGCAGCCAGGCCAUCUUCUCGAGCUACGAGAAGGCCGGGCGCGACAUCAAGGCCAUGCUGCAGCAGGACAUGACGGGCUUCGUGGCCAAGACGCUGGCGGCCGGCAAGGUUGAGAGCGUCGGUGUUAUUGUCGACUACGUCGACCCCAACCUGACCGAGUUCAUCAAGAAGGUCAUUGUCGAGUACUGCGACAUCCCCUUCGUCGAGACCAAGUGCGGCUACGCCUGCUCGGACCACGCCUCGGCGUCCAAGGCCGGCUACCCGUCGGCCUUCGUCAUCGAGUCGGCCUUCGAGUACUCGGACGACCACAUCCACAGCACCGAGGACCUCAUCAAGUACCUGUCGUUUGACCACAUGCUCCAGCACGCCCGCCUGACCCUGGGCUUCGGGUACGAGCUGGCCUUUACCGACUUUGCCAAGCUGGAGAAGGCCGACGACGAGCCCGAGACGUACAAGAGCGAUCUGUAA